UUCAUCGGUUCGGUUGUCGUCGUGGUCUAGCCCCCCAAAAAUAUUUAAAAAAAAAAAACAACAUCAGACAAGACCUGUCCAGAAAAACACACACAUUUUGUUGACCACAAAGCAGCAAAUAGCAACCACCACAUCCAUGACUGACCGCACCAGAAUCUGAGAUUGCGACAAUGACAGCGGAGGAGCACAAGGGAUUCGAGAACUGUGCGCACAUUUGCGUCCCGCGGGAAAACCAGCAGAAUACCUAAAAGACAAUGCAGGGCAGAGAUUAGCCGAACAUUGCACCAGAGAUCCAGAACAGACACAAGUCCAGAAUCUAGAUCGCAGACUAAAGAGGGAAAAGGAAGCCCACUGCCCAGUGGCAAAUAUGCAAUACCCAGGGAUUGCCUUGGUGGCUGCUCUACUGCUCAUCUCAUGCAGCUCCGCCAAAUGCUCGAAUGAGACACAAAAAGCGGAGGCAGAGGCCCUCACGGGACAUCGAUUUACGAGGGGCAACAUAACCAUACUGCAUGAAGUGCAGGAAGCGGACUCUGACGAGUCGUCACCACUGAUUUUAAACACACACGAAGUCCUGCCGCACAAGCCGCUCAAAAAGAAACCCUACCUGCCGCUGGAGAAGAUCCUGCCGAGCAUUGAGUAUGUGAAACCGCCGCAUCCACUCAAGGAGUAUGAACUGCAUCCGGUCACCUUUGACUUCAAUUUGGGCGAUCUGGAGGACCUGGAGCACGAAGUGAUCAAGAAGGGAGAUCUGAGCAGUCAGGAGCAGCAUGUCUUGGCCUCGGACACCAGCUACAGUCCCUCCAAUCCCGAUGAGAACGAUACUGUGGAUGUGGACAUAUCAGAGCUAUCCACAGAGCCCACAACGGCUAGUUCUCCGGGCACAACAACGACGUCGUCGUCCAAGACAACAACUACGACGACUACGACGACGAGUGCUCCGGCCACAACAUCCACCACCGCCAGCACGCACAUUCUGAAAAUCCUGCGCAGCAAGCCACAAAUGGUGCCCAAACUGGGUCGCGAUCUGCUCAAGCAAAGCGGUGACGAUGACAUGCAGCUGAAGACCUUGGGCAGCACCAUCAAUAGCAUUAAUCGGUACUUGGGAGCCAAUGCGAAUGGCACGGGAAACGGCAGCAUGGCCGAGAGUCUUUAUGGCCAGGCCAACUAUUUCCAGCUGGUGGCCAAUCUCUAUGACCACUUCUACUGGCAGAUAUCCGAGAUUCGGACGAGUGUUCGCACGGCUUGCGGCCUCGAGAUGCAGGCCUAUCUGACAGCCCUGCAUUCCAGCUACGAGUGGGCCCAAAAGGCCUAUGACUCAUCUGGACGGUAUCGUGGCCAGCUGCUCUUUGGCAACGACAAAUGGCUGGGUCAACUAUCGUUUUGCUACGAACUCAAUCGCCAGAGUUCGAGUGAGGAGCGCAAGCACUUCGAUAUGGAGUUCUAUGUGGCAGAUGUGGCCCUACACUUGCCCCGUCUAAACCGAUCGAUGCUGUUGAGUCUGGGCGAGUGCUUGCCCAAAUCCUGUUCCGCCCACGAUGUGCAGUCCAUUUUGUCCCUGGAUCCCUAUGCUCGAAUGCUGACUGUCUUGGGGGCACACAAUACCUCGGUGCAGCAACCUCCGCUCCAGGUUCUGCACGUUCGCACUGUGCCGGGACUCUAUAGUCACUGGCGGCAGCUGAAGUUCCAGGUGUUCAUUAGCUUUAUGCUCACCCUAUUUCUGGUGAUUCUGGUGGCAUCCUAUUACCAGCUCAAGAUCGAUGAACGUCGCUUGGUGGUGGCCCCCAUUGCGGCCAUCAGUGGCAAAUGCAAUGGAACUUCGGCCAAAAAUGGUGGCUUCUAUAGCAAACCCUUCGAGCUUUUCCAGAUGCGUCCACUGGGCAGCACAAUUGCCUCAACCGAUGGGCCCGCUGUCGAAAUGGAUGUCAAUGGGAAUCGACAAAGACCGGGGGAUUCAACCGAUAUGGCAGAUGGUGGCAGUCCAGGUGUAGCUUGUGAUCCCAACACCUCGACAUCGGGACUGGCGGGCAAAUCGGAAAUGACCGAUUACCAGGUGGAAACUGGAAGCUGUGCCGGAGCCACCGGAACUUAUGAGGCAGAGCAACCUGUUGCUUUGCACCAACAAAUACUGUUGUGCUUUGCCUUGCAAACGAAUGCCAAGGCCAUUCUAAAUAUCGACAAGACCAAGGAGACCCACACCUCCUGUCUGCACGGUCUGAGGGUCUUCUCCGUUCUAUGGACCAUGAUGGUGCACACCUAUCUGCAGAUGUUUGCCAUUGGCGAGAAUAAAUUCGAGAGGGUCAUCACAGAGCGAUCGGUUUGGUAUCAGGUGAUUGGCAAUGCCACGUUCUCGGUGGACUCGUUCUUCUUCAUCAGCGGCCUGCUGGUCACUCUUCUCUACCUCAAGCAGGAUCGCAAACAUCCUGCAGAGACGUGCCUCUUCAUUAAGCGCAGCUGUUCGGAAACAUUCAUGAUGCUGCUCUAUCGCUAUCUGCGACUCACUCCAGUAUAUCUCUUUGUGGUCAUCUUUAAUGACUUUGCCGUACGACAAGGUCUGGACUCUUCGGUUUUCCAGCCGGCCAAAAUCGAGCACAACACUUGCCGCGUCUAUUGGUGGCGCAAUAUUUUGUAUAUAAACAACUAUUUUCCGCAGACUGAGAUGUGCAUGAUGUGGAGUUGGUACAUGGCCAAUGAAAUGCAGUUCUAUGUGAUGGCUGCAUUGCUCCUAGCCCUGGCCAGAAAAUACUUCAAAGCUGUGGCCGUCACGCUGAUUGUCUUUCUGCUCAGCUCGUGGAGCAUUUCGGGUAUAAUUUCCCUGCAGCAUCAGUACACCCACAAAGUGGCGCUGCCUUUCGAGUCUUUCGACUUCUUGUAUGACAAACCCUGGCAACGAGUGGGCUCUUAUAUAGUGGGCAUGUGCGCCGGUUAUGUUUUGUAUAAGGUGAAGACUCCACCGCUGAUUUCCCGGCGCUUAAACCUUUCGCUUUGGGCGGCCAGCCUGUUUGUCCUUUUGAUCGUGGUCUUUGGCGUUUGGGAGGGACAGCUGAGCACCGUCAAUACCGCCUUCUACGUGGGCGUGGCCCACACCGCCUUCGGAUGUGGACUGGUGUGGAUCGUAUUGUCCUGUUGCUGGGGAUUGGCGCCCACCGUCAACGCGAUCCUGUCGUAUCGCGUCAUGUGGCCACUUUCGCGGCUCACCUACUGCGCCUACUUGAUCCAUCCCAUCAUCAUGUUCAUCUGCUCCUCGCACAUGAGCGGCACCGUCCAUCUGAGCAAUCCCCUCAUCCUGACCCUGUUCCUGGGCAAUGCCGUCGUGUCCUUCUGCUCGGCCUUUGUCAUAUCCGCAUUCUUCGAGGCGCCCGUCAUCCGAAUACUCAAGAUCUGCUUCAAAAAGUGA
Drosophila elegans is the source of this 3394-nucleotide messenger RNA. RefSeq lists its product as uncharacterized. The transcript has 11 exons. Gene Ontology annotation, molecular function: acyltransferase activity, transferring groups other than amino-acyl groups. Bases 368 to 3394 code for a protein of 1008 amino acids. The record is from RefSeq and is a predicted model, not a curated record. NCBI's taxonomy places the organism in Eukaryota, Metazoa, Arthropoda, Insecta, Diptera, Drosophilidae.